Molecule: messenger RNA, 3048 nt
Organism: Acanthamoeba castellanii str. Neff
Lineage: Eukaryota; Discosea; Longamoebia; Acanthamoebidae
Product: multisensor hybrid histidine
Exons: 19
Coding region: 1-3048 (1015 amino acids)
Biological process (GO): phosphorelay signal transduction system; protein autophosphorylation
Molecular function (GO): histidine phosphotransfer kinase activity; phosphorelay sensor kinase activity
Source: RefSeq, a predicted model, not a curated record
AUGGCGUCGUGGUGGCUGCCCUCGAUCGCCGCCGUAUCAUCGCCCACGUCGGUCAGCCUCUCCACGUCGUCGUCGCCUUCGAGCCCUUCGUCGUCGCCCACGGCGCUCUUCUCAUCGUCGCCGACCUCGAGCUUGUCGCCCGAGACGCCCUCGUCCCCUCGCUCCCGCACCGCCGCGUCGUCCUUUUGCGUACUCGUUGACGAAAGGCCCAAGAAAAAGAGUCCCAAGCGCUUGUCCAAACCGAAGGUGCUGUUGGCCGACGACAACUUUGACAUGCGCGAGUACGUCGCGCGGCUGCUCGCCCCCAAGUACGAAGUCAUCAGCGUGUCCAACGGAUUGGAAGCGCUGAGCGUGCUACGGGCGCACUCGCAGGCUGUCGAUCUCGUCCUGACCGACGUCAUGAUGCCCUUCCUUGACGGGUUCGGCCUGCUCAAGGAAAUCAGGGCCAAGGACCAGACGCGUACGCUGCCGGUGAUCAUGCUAUCGGCGCGCGCCGGAGAGGAGGCGAGCGUGGAGGGGCUGGACGAGGGUGCCGAUGACUACCUCACUAAGCCCUUCACCGCCCGCGAGCUCCUUUCCCGCGUGGCCUCCCACCUCAAGAUGUCCCGCCUGCGCCUCGAAGCCGCCAAAAUCGAACAGGAGCUCCGCAUGCAGGUCAAUGAGGGAAAAGAGAGGUUGGAGCGCAUCCUGGCGUCGAUUCAGGACGCAUUCAUUUCGCUCGACUCGCGGCUUCGUUACACAUUCGUGAACAACAACGCAGCCGUGCUCCUGGGCGCUAAGAAAGAAGCGAUGAUCGGCCAGAGCGUGUGGCGAUUUAUGGUCGACAAUGAAGAGGGCGUCGUGCGACGAAACCUGGAAAGGGCCAUGACCGACCAGAUCGACGUCGAUUUCGAGUAUUACUACCCCGCGCUCGACCGAUGGUUUGAGAGCAGGAUCUAUCCGGGCGCGGACGGCGGCGUCACGAUCUACUCAGUGGACAUCACCGCGCGCAAGAAAUCCGAAGAGCGCCUCAGCCUGCUGGCCAAGGUGGGUGAAAUACUGUCCGCCAGUAUCGACAGCCGCCUGCUCUCGGUGCUCACGACCACGGUGCAACACAUCGGAGAGUCGGUGGUGGCCGACUGGUGCAUCUUGGACGUCGUAGACGAGAACGGGACCCUGCAGCGAAUCGCCUCCAGCCGCGCGUCGCCCCAUCUCUGGGAACUGCACAAGCUGCAGCCCAACGGCAAGACGACGAAGAAGUGUUAUCUGGAGAUGGAGCUGUGCAACGGGGAGCAGGUGGGUCUGGCCAGCAGCCUGCGGGCCGACCUGGACUUCGUGACCUACCUCAUGAAGGGCCACGGCAAGACCUUCGGCUCGGCGGCCGAGAAGGCAAAUCAGGCCAAGGACCACUUCCUCGCCGCCCUCUCCCACGAACUGCGCACGCCCCUCACCCCGGCCCUCCUUCUCUCCGAGUCCCUUCUCGGCGAACAACUGCCGCCGAACGUGGAGGAGAGCGUGAGGAUGAUCCGCGAGUCGGUGGAGCUCGAGGUGCAGCUGAUCGACGAUCUGCUCGACCUCACCAAGAUCGCUCGCAAUAAGCUGAAGCUGGCGUUUGCCGAGGUGUCGGUCCAUGCCCUGCUCACGCGCACCCUGCAAAUCGUGGCGCACGACGCCGCGGUCAAGAGCAUCGCCGUGACGCUCGACACCAGCGCCAUCAACGACAGGGUCGACGGCGAUCCCGCCAGACUCCAGCAGGUGUUUUGGAACAUUAUUAAGAAUGCGAUCAAGUUCACGCCGGCGGGUGGGUCGAUAUGCAUUCGGUCGUCCAAUUACGUUCAGCCGAACGACGAGCACGGCGCCGGCGCCGAGCAGAAUAACUCCGAACCGUCGAGCCCGCACCACGAGGAGGAGGACCACGAGCAGCUGCGCCAGCAGUACCACCAGCACCACCAGCACUACGGCGGCGGCGGCGCGUCGAGCGAAUCGCCCGACCCGCAGCAGCAGCCCAAGGUGCUGGCGGCCGAGAAGCGGGCCAGGGUGAUGCUGCGGGUGGACGUCAUCGACACGGGCAUCGGCAUCGAGAGCCACGUCCUGCCGCACCUCUUCCGCGCCUUCGAGCAGGGCGACGCCUCCAUCACCCUACGCUUCGGCGGCCUCGGGCUCGGCCUUGCCAUCUCGCGGUCAUUGGUGGAGAUGCACCACGGCCUGCUGGGGGCACGCAGCGAGGGCCUCUCGCACGGAUCCACCUUCAGCGUCUGCCUGCCCACCUUGGAGCACAAGGCGCCGACGGCGGAGCUUCCUGCGCGACUGCCGGAGACGUCCGACACUGCGAGUGCGACGCCCAAGGGGCCGACGGCGUCAGCGCCAUUGCCGUCUUCGCCGGCGACGAGGUUCCCUGGGGUGGUAUCGUCGCUGACCAAGCCGCUCAAGGUGCUGCUCGUCGAGGACAACAAGAGCACCCUCAUGAUCAUGUCCCGCCUCCUCCGCCAAAAGCUCGGCUUCGACGUCCUCGUCGCCGUCUCCGUCGCCGACGCCCUCCAGGUCGCGGAGAAGGAGAAGGGCGCGUUUGAUCUGGUGAUCAGCGACAUUGGCCUGCCCGACGGGCAUCGCGCUGUCGGCUACGGCAUGGAGGAGGACCUGAGGCGGAGCAAGGAGGCCGGCUUCCAGCUGCACCUCACCAAGCCCGUACACUUCUCGUCCCUCACCGAAGCCAUCCAGACCCUCAUUGCCUCUUCCACCUCCGCUCCCGCCUCUGCCUCCACCACCCCUUCCGCUUCAUCCACACCCGACUACUCGUCUUCUUCAUCAUCAUCAUCAUCCACCACCGCGACCAACGCUUGCACAGAGCUGACAUCAUCUUGCUCCUCGUCACUCUCAUUCUCGCGAGACAUCACGUCACCACCACCAUCCACCUCGACCGCGUUCGCUCCACCACACCCGCCCUCGCUCCUCACCGCUUCUCUCCUCCAAUCUGUGACACCCAACACCAUGGGCGGAACAGCCUUUGCUUCUUCGUCAUCAUCGUCAUCGUCAUCAUCGUCGUCAUCACCUUCUGCCUCACGAAGUUGA